AUGUCAACACAACGCCACCUCCACGAACUUCAAGACUCAAUUUCCGUACGCGCACAUUCGAUCUUCGAUUCCAACGUUUACACAGCACUCAGCUCAGAAGAUCACGGUUGUCCCAGCCUACGAAUACACAUACAAACCUCACUUGUCCGUCACAUCAUUCAGUCUCUUCGACCACACACAGCUCACCUUCCUUCGUCAAAGUUUUCGAACCUGUCGGUCAUUCUUCGCGUGUCUCAGACACUCAAUCUUCAAGUACCUCAGUCUCUCGGUCAUUCUCCUGUCUACGAAACCCUCCUCUCAUCAAACACUAUGGCUCAAGAGCAAUGUUUGUCGUCGGGCUGGACAUACGACGAGACCAUCAAGCUCUGGGAAUUAGUGGAGGAGAGAUUGAAAAUCACCCGGGCCCGCCUCAACUUGGCGGAUUUCCAGGUGAUCAAGGACGAGAUGGACUCUCACUUCGCCCUGACAAAGGUCCAAGUCGGGGACCUUAUGUGGCCGCGGGCGGUGGGGGGUGUCACCCCUUCAUUCGCAUACUCCAGCGUCCGCCGGGCUUUCCCGGAGAGAACUGCGAAUGCUUUGCAUUCGUACAUUACCAAGAAGGACUCGCCUCGGGCCGCCGACUACGAGGCUUACUGCAAGACCUACGUCGUUUAG
Messenger RNA from Mollisia scopiformis, 654 nucleotides. RefSeq lists its product as uncharacterized. Lineage: Eukaryota; Fungi; Ascomycota; Leotiomycetes; Helotiales; Mollisiaceae. The record is from RefSeq and is a predicted model, not a curated record. The coding region runs from base 1 to 654 and encodes 217 amino acids. The transcript has 2 exons.